Messenger RNA from Linum trigynum, 1701 nucleotides. The record is from the annotation of a GenBank genome assembly. NCBI's taxonomy places the organism in Eukaryota, Viridiplantae, Streptophyta, Magnoliopsida, Malpighiales, Linaceae.
UUUUAAUGAGAUUAUUACAAUGAUUGCAUGUUUGGGUGAGAUUAUUAGUUUUAUUUCAAUUAGUCCAAGGCAAAGAUUCAACCAUCACUUAAACAAAAUCAAGGAACUAUUAGUACAUUGUUGAAUAGAAAUAGAGAAUUCCAAUUUUUGAUAAUUUUAUCAUCACUUGAUUAUUUUCGAAUGGAUAUAUUCAAUGAUGUAAAAUCAGAAAAAUCGAAUAAAAGAAUCAAUUAAAAGAGAUCCUACAAUUCCAAUUACGAAUUUGUUGGGGCCAUGACAAAAAAAAAAUCGAGCCUUCUGGCAUUGAAAACGAUAUUUGAAGUAUUGAAAUGUCACCAAUUUUAACUUGGGAGGACUUAUUCGUCCUUAACAUAAAAACAAUUGGAGGACUUAUUCAUAAAAAUCAAUUGGAGGACUUAUUCGUCCUUGAAAUUUGGAUGGAUAGGUAGAUAAAGGAGGACAAUUUCUUUCAUUUGUUCUCUCGCACUGCGAACGAAGGCAGACCGUAUCACCCACCCAGAACCAUUGGUGCAGAGCUCGAUAUGCUGACGGCAGCAAUGUCGAAACCUUCAUAUAAGAUAAUUUUGGGUUCGGCAUCAAUGGCUCGGCGGCGGAUUCUAGCUGAGAUGGGUUAUGAAUUUACUGUCAUGACUGCAGAUAUUGAUGAGAAAAGCAUUAGGAAAGAUAAGCCUGAAGAAUUGGUGAUGGCUCUAGCUGAAGCUAAGGCAGAUGCCAUCAUAGCAAGGCUUCUGAACACAGGUCAACUGCAGAACGAUACUGAUAUGACGUUGUUAAUUACUGCUGAUACGGUCGUGGUAUAUAAAGGAGUGGUGAGAGAGAAACCAACCAGUGAGGAAGAAGCAAGGGAAUUUAUAAAAGGCUAUUCUGGAAGCCAUGCUGCAGUUGUAGGAUCAGUCCUUGUAACCAAUCUCACUACAGGUUCGAGAAGGGUAACUUGGGAGAGAGCAGAGGUAUAUUUCCAUGAGAUACCCGAUGAAAUCAUCGAUAGCCUGAUUGAGGAAGGAAUAACUUUCAAAGUGGCUGGAGGUCUAAUGCUGGAACAUCCAUUAACAUUGCCCUUUGUUGAAGCAGUGAUCGGAAAUAGCGAUACUGUCAUGGGGCUUCCAACCGCUCUUACCCAGCAAUUCAUUGAUGCAGUCUUGCAGCCUGUGAAGGCCUAAUAACUCAGUUUAUAUGUGUUUGAUAUCUCCAUAUGUAGACAGACAUAUGCUUCAGUCUGUAUAAAUGCCCUCGAAACCUCUGCUUUUCUUGCUCCAGCUUGUAGUACUUAUCCUCUGUUUCUAAGAUGGAGCCUUUUCACAUAUUUUGCUCUGCAAUUAAUUAGUAAACUCUGCCUCACCAAUCUUAUUAAAAAUGCACCCAAUUAGGGUUCCAAAAACCACCAACCCAUCAUCAGCUUGUUCCUCUCUGUCUCUGUUUCUCUCUCUCUCUCCGGCUUUUCGUAACAUAUCCGUCAUUCAACUAUUCACAACCCAGAAAUCUUAAGACACACAGAAGAAACCAAAUAGUAAGAAAAAAAUGGCAGCAGCAGAUUUUGCAGUACGAUUUGGGAUCACCGGAUGCACCAGGCUAGAGAAGAAAGUCACCAGAGCCUUGAAGUUGUAGGAUCAGUCCUUGUAAUGAAAUCCGUUGAACUAGGCUGCAGAUGUGUAGCUCUGUGAAUGAAUAGGGCCCUGUAAU